AUGAAGUUCUCCCUGACUUCCGCUGCCCUCGCGCAGCUCCUGCUCGGCAUCACCAUCCAGUCCACCCUCGCGGCCCCGAGCCACAGCACGAUCCCGAAGCUGGGUGCCGUCGCCUCAGAGUCCGACAUCUGCAGCAAGAUCGGUACCGAGCUCCUCAAGAAGGGCGGAAAUGCUGCCGACGCGACGGUCGGCACCGUUCUCUGUGUCGGUGUCGUUGGCAUGUACCACAGCGGCAUCGGCGGCGGCGGUUUCAUGCUCGUGAGGUCGAGCAAUGGCACCUACGAGUUCAUUGACUUCAGAGAGACGGCCCCGGCCGCCGCCUACGAGAACAUGUACACGAACAACACGAGAGCCAGCUUGUACGGAGGUCUCGCUAGCGGUGUCCCUGGUGAGCUCCGCGGCCUGGAGCAUUUGCACAAGAAGUACGGCAAGCUGCCUUGGUCAAAGGUAGUCGAGCCUGCGGUCAAGGUCGCCCGCUAUGGCUGGCGCGUCAACGAGGACUUGGUCAGAUACAUGAAGUCAGUCACCCCCAAUGGCAACUUCCUGACCGAUGAUCCGUCAUGGGCCAUCGACUUUGCGCCGCACGGCACCCUUCUCAAGCUCAAUGAGACGAUCACGCGCAAGCGCUACGCCGACACGCUUGAGGUCAUCGCAAAGGAGGGCGUCAACGCCUUCUACACCGGUGCCAUCGCCAAUGCGACCAUUGCCGCAUUGUCAAAGUCCAACGGCACCAUGACCAUGGCCGACCUCAAGAACUACACCGUCGCCAUCAGAGAGCCCGCGCAGAUCUCGUACAGGGGCUACAAGCUCACGGCCUGCAAUGCCCCCUCCGGCGGCAUCGUCGCCCUCAGCGCUCUCAACAUCGUCAGCGGAUACGAAGGGUUCGGCGACCCGGCCUCGCGGAACAACACCGUCCACAGACUGGACGAGUCCAUGCGCUUCGCCUACGGCCAGCGCACCGAGCUCGGCGACCCGUCCUUUGUCGACGGUCUCUCGGCCUACACCAAGAGCAUGAUCUCCCCCGAGGUCGGCGCCGAAAUCCGCUCCAAGAUCUCCGACUUCCGCACAUAUAACGUGUCCUACUACAACCCAGAGGGCAUUGAGUCCCUCGAGACCCCGGGAACCUCGCACAUCGCCGUCGCCGACGCCAGCGGCAUGGCCAUCUCCCUCACCACGACUGUAAACCUCCUCUUCGGCUCCCAGCUCAUGGUCCCCGAGACGGGCGUCAUCAUGAACGACGAGAUGAACGACUUCAGUAUUCCCGGCUCCAGCAACGCCUUCGGCUUCGUCCCCAGCCCGGCCAACUACGUCCGUCCCGGCAAGCGUCCCCUCUCCUCCAUCUCCCCCGUCAUUGUCGAGCACCCCGACGGCAAGCUCUACUUCGUUAUCGGCUCGGCCGGCGGCAGCCGCAUCAUCACCGCCACUAUCCAGAACAUCCACAACGUUCUCGACAGGAACCUGACCGUGUCGCAAGCCCUCGCCGAGCCUCGCUUCCACGACCAGCUGACCCCCAACACGGCUGCUUUCGAGUACGCUUACGACAACAGCACCACGAGCUACCUUGCGAGCUUGGGCACGAAUGUCACCUGGGCUGCACCCGGCGGUAGCACAGCGCAGGGUGUGAGGCUGCUGCCGAACGGCACGUUCGAGGCAGCUGGCGAGCCGAGACAGAAGAACUCUGGUGGAUUCGCUGUCUAA
Colletotrichum abscissum is the source of this 1698-nucleotide messenger RNA. RefSeq names its product gamma-glutamyltranspeptidase. The record is from RefSeq and is a predicted model, not a curated record. The transcript is spliced from 2 exons. NCBI's taxonomy places the organism in Eukaryota, Fungi, Ascomycota, Sordariomycetes, Glomerellales, Glomerellaceae. Gene Ontology annotation, cellular component: plasma membrane. The coding region runs from base 1 to 1698 and encodes 565 amino acids. Gene Ontology annotation, molecular function: glutathione gamma-glutamate hydrolase. Gene Ontology annotation, biological process: glutathione catabolic process.